AUGAAUAUACUAUCAUUUCCUCACUUGUAUAAUUUAUUUAUCUUACUUUUCGCCAGGUUUAUUUUAAAUUCGCUUUCUGCUUACAUAGAUGCGACCACUUAUAUUGCUCCUUACAGACAGUUCUGUUUGACUGAGCUGGUCGGCAAGGAUAUGUUUGUUCACAUUUCCUUCAACUUUAUUGAUCUUAGACAAGAGGAGGCCUUUGCUGCUUACAUCAUUGAGGAGGGCGCCGGCAAGUACAUUUACAACGAAGGUACCAUAAAGAACGAGGUUUCGGUCUCUUUCACCUCCAUCGAGGGUCCUUCCGUUAUUUUUUGCGUCCGCUCCCCUCACUCUGGCGGCCACUUGAACUUUUCAAUCAAGUUCGGCGCUGACGCCCGUGACUAUUCUAUUAUCGCAAAAAGCACACACCUCGAUCCUGUGGACGCCAGGAUUCAGAACGUUCUCGAUGAGCUUUCCUCGUUUCACAAGGCUCAGCUCAUCGGCGCCUCCUUCAUUGACAAGACCAGUGAGAGGGCCAUUCAAACAUACCACCUGCUGGCUAGGUUCGCCAUAGCCAACAGCGUUUUUAUGAUCUUCUCCACGAUGUGUUACAUUUUCUACUUCAGGCACUUUUUCAAGUCUAAAAAGUUAAUAUAG
This is a messenger RNA of Theileria orientalis strain Shintoku, 639 nucleotides long. Its product is annotated as cargo protein. The record is from RefSeq and is a predicted model, not a curated record. NCBI's taxonomy places the organism in Eukaryota, Apicomplexa, Aconoidasida, Piroplasmida, Theileriidae. The transcript has a single exon. The coding region runs from base 1 to 639 and encodes 212 amino acids.